CUCUUCAUUGUACAAUCUUGAAACAAUACUAUAGAGAUGAAUACAAGUGUAAAAACUGAGAGAAGAAGCUUGUGUAUGGUAGAUUAUGACAUUCCAGUUAAUAAAUGUGUUAAAAGGCGACGAAGAUCUCCUCCUGCAGUUGUGGUGAAUGAUAACAAUAUUGGCCAACAAUUGGACUCACCAAAAGCUAAUCAAAAUAUUGUUCAAACUCCUACUGUGAAGAGAAGUUCAAGAUUCAGAGGUGUUAGCAGGCAUCGAUGGACAGGGCGAUAUGAAGCUCAUUUGUGGGAUAAGGCUUCUUGGAAUCCAACUCAGAAAAAGAAGGGGAAGCAAGUCUAUCUUGGAGCAUAUGACGAAGAAGAAGCUGCAACAAGAGCUUAUGAUUUGGCUGCAAUCAAGUAUUGGGGUACUUCAACUUUCACCAAUUUUCCGAUAUCUGAUUAUGAGAAAGAAAUAGAGAUCAUGCAAAAUUUGACAAAGGAGGAGCAUUUAGCCUCUUUAAGAAGAAGAAGCAGUGGUUUUGCCAGAGGUGUAUCUAAGUACAGAGGAGUUGCAAGGCAUCAUCACAAUAACAGAUGGGAAGCAAGAAUCGGACGAGUUUUUGGCAACAAAUAUCUAUACUUGGGUACUUACAGUACUCAAGAGGAGGCAGCUCGAGCUUAUGAUAUUGCAGCAAUUGAGUACAGAGGAACUAACGCAGUCAACUUCGACUUGAGCACAUACAUUAGAUGGCUAAAACCAGAUGCUAUUUCUCAAAUGCAAUUCCAAGAUUUAAUAUCAGAAUAUCAGCCUAUACAAACUAACAACACUAAUGAUAUGAUCACUAACCCGGUAAACGACUCUCAGUUCUCGUCUGACCCCAGUUAUUUCACCACCAGUAGUGAAAAAUUGUCAGCUAUACCACGAAGCCAGGAACCUAUUGAAAGAAAAAUGCCCUUAUUAAGUCAUUCCAAGAAGUCAUCCUCAUCUACUGCUCUAAGCCUUUUGCUUCGAUCCUCCAUGUUUCAAGAGCUCGUUGAAAAGAAUUCAAGCACUACUGCUGAAGAGGCUAGCUUGAAGAACGGAGCACAGUCAAGCACAGAAAAUGAGUAUUAGUUCUACACAAGUGAUAAUAAAUUACCAGGAACAAGGUGGGAGUUCUUGGAGGAAGGGAG
Nicotiana tabacum (common tobacco) is the source of this 1154-nucleotide messenger RNA. RefSeq names its product AP2-like ethylene-responsive transcription factor At1g79700. Gene Ontology annotation, molecular function: DNA binding; DNA-binding transcription factor activity. The record is from RefSeq and is a predicted model, not a curated record. NCBI's taxonomy places the organism in Eukaryota, Viridiplantae, Streptophyta, Magnoliopsida, Solanales, Solanaceae. Gene Ontology annotation, biological process: regulation of DNA-templated transcription.